AGACAAUUAGGUAUAGACAUAGCAAUACUGCCUGUCUGCCUCCAUCAUCUCCUCCUCUUUCCUUCCCAACCUUACAGCUGCGAUUCCGAUGGCAGCCAUAACCCGCUUCGUUAAACGCACAACACCCUUUUAUUCCUUAGCGCGUGGAUUCUCUUCCAUUAAUUCCCACGCGCCACCGCGUGAAAACAGGAAUAUUCAAUGGGUUUUCUUGGGCUGUCCCGGCGUCGGUAAAGGCACCUACGCCAGCCGUCUUUGUAACCUCCUCGGCGUCCCUCACAUCGCCACCGGUGAUCUUGUUCGUAAUGAGCUUUCCUCCAAGGGUCCCCUUGCUUCCAAGCUAUCAGAAAUAGUAAAUCAGGGUCAAUUAGUGUCAGAUGAAAUCAUUAUAAACUUGUUGUCGAAGAGACUGGCCGAUGGACAAGCUAAAGGCGAAUCGGGUUUCAUUCUUGAUGGUUUUCCUCGAACAAUAAACCAAGCAGAAAUAUUGGAAGGGGUGACUGACAUUGACUUGGUGGUCAAUCUGAAGAUCCGAGAAGAAGUACUGCUUGCGAAAUGCCUCGGCAGGAGAACUUGCAGUCAGUGUGGAGGAAAUUUUAAUGUUGCUUCCAUUAAUAUCAACGGUGAGAAUGGUCGCCCUGGAAUGAGUAUGGCUCCACUUCUUCCUCCCGAGCAUUGUAUGUCUAAGCUCAUUACUCGUUCCGAUGAUACUGAACCAAUAGUCAAAGAAAGGCUUCGUGUAUACAAUGAAUCGAGUCAACCUGUGGAAGGGUUUUACCGUAGCAAAGGAAAACUAUUAGAGUUUGAGCUUCCCGGAGGGAUCCCGGAAUCUUGGCCAAAGUUGCUGCAAGCGCUUAAUCUAGAUGAUUAUGAAGAGAAGCAGUCUAUUGCAGCAUAAGCUAUAAAAGUGUUACCAUAUAACUAAGUAUUUCAUUCUUUGCAUGCGUAUUCUGCAUGCUAUGCAAUUUUGCAGGAAAUAGAACCAAUGAAGGUCGGCUUCUUCUCGAAUUGGUAUUAUUUGAAUAAAUAAUGAUAUCAGGAAGUGUCCUAAACUGUUUACACUUAUACCCUAUUUUGUAUUUCCAUAAUUUGAUUUAGUUAUAUAUCACAAUGUUUUUUAAUGCUGUCUGGAGAAAAAUUUCCGACGCAGUGUUGCAUAAAUGUUUACUGUUUUGCAAUAAGUUUCAACAGGACCGGCACAUGAUUUCUGUGUUUAGUGUUGUAAUUCAUUACUGAAAUUUAUUGAACUAAUGUUAUGUAUUAUUGCUCCAGAGAUUUGUGGAAAUCCUAAUUACACAUUACUCACAAAUAACUGUUUUUCUUUGAUUAUACUGUUUUGAAUGCCAUAUUUUGUAGGUUUGAUGAGAGUACGAAUUCCAGCAUGUCCCUGUGUUGAAGUUUAGGCACAUGUUGUCCAGAUAUUUCUUUUUCUGAUUUAUGUUAAAUUUAUUAGAGUUUUAUUAGCUAUACCAAGAGUUUGAAUACUAGGUACUAGUAUCACUUUGGGAUUAUAUCAUUACUGAAUCAAAGAUUAAUGGUUUAUAGCUAAUGGGAUUAUGCUAUUGAAGAAGUGAUAAUGAUGCUGAAAUGAAACGGUGGUUUGAAUGAAAUGUAUAUGAAAUAUGUUCCUAGAUCUGUUUGAUCUUUUAAUGGUUAAAGAGAAUA
Vicia villosa (hairy vetch) is the source of this 1662-nucleotide messenger RNA. RefSeq names its product adenylate kinase 1, chloroplastic-like. The coding region runs from base 89 to 895 and encodes 268 amino acids. The record is from RefSeq and is a predicted model, not a curated record. Gene Ontology annotation, biological process: nucleobase-containing compound metabolic process. Lineage: Eukaryota; Viridiplantae; Streptophyta; Magnoliopsida; Fabales; Fabaceae. Gene Ontology annotation, cellular component: cytoplasm; mitochondrion. Gene Ontology annotation, molecular function: AMP kinase activity; ATP binding. The transcript has 4 exons.